AUGGCCUGCAGUCCACAACCAGGAACGGACUUGGGUGGCUCCAGAAUAUCUAAUGAUGAAAGCGCCCUUAUGAAUUCAUUUGAUGAAUUACAGUCACAAGAAAAAGAAAAAAUAAUAAAUAAAUUAGAUAAACUAAGAGAGAAGAUGUCUCAGGCCAAAAGCAAAAUAGGAAACAAAGAAAUUCAAACCAACAGGGCCAUUGGAGGCUCAGUGGACCUUCUCAAAUUUAGCCCACAGCCUCAAAAUAGGUCCAUAAAAUCCAAGGCAACGAUACAGACAAUUGUCUCGCCACCCCUAUUAGUUAAUCUGGAACCAGCCCUUCCUGCAUCAGCCGGAAUGGUUACACCUACUAAAGAACAGCAAAAUGUAAACAAAAUUUCGACACAUUCCUCAAUGCCUGACCUGGAGUCAUCAUUAUCGGACGGAGAAUCUCAAGCUGUUGAUUUAGAAGCUCAAACCGCUAUCGAUAUGGACUGGACAGAAGACCCCUUGGGCCAUAUAAAUAAGAUGAUACACCCACGGAAGGGAAAUCUAAUAAUAGUUAAAACUUGUACCGACUUAAUCUCUGCCCCCCUAGGUGAUAAGCUCUCGGAUAAAACAAGGGAUUUCAGAGAGGAGACCAGAUCAAACCAGGACACUACCCCUAUAGGAUCGGGUGAGCAAAGCAGAAUUACAAAUAGCUCAAGAGGUACAUCUGUGCCAAAAGGAGAGAAGUCAUCUACUAUUAGUCAAAGGAAAAUUACUGACUUCUUUAAAUUUGACAACCCACCAAGAUCAGCGUUCCCCCCUUCCCCAUUGUGA
This is a messenger RNA of Podarcis lilfordi (Lilford's wall lizard), 801 nucleotides long. Lineage: Eukaryota; Metazoa; Chordata; Lepidosauria; Squamata; Lacertidae. The record is from the annotation of a GenBank genome assembly.